CUUCCACCGGCUUGUCCUCUAACCAACAGCCAAAGCCUCGCUGAGAUUACCAGGCGCAUGCGCGUUUUUGCUCCGUCCUAGGCAGUUGGAAUAGGUGCUGUGCCGCUUGUCCGCAGCCAUGGCCGGGGCGCUGAAGAAGACCACUGGGCUCAUGGGAAUAGCUGUAUCUGAGACUCCUCACGAGCACCUGAGGAUACUGUAUACAAAAAUUCUCACUGCUCUGCAGGACAUCCCCAAAGAUGCAGCAUAUAGGAAAUACACUGAACAGAUUGUAAAUGAGCGGUUUAACAUGGUAAAAACAGAACCUAAUGUGCAAAAACUAGAAGACAAAAUGAAAAGUGGUCAGAUAGAAGAAGUGAUAAUGCAGGCUGAAAGUGAGCUCUCUCUGGCAAGAAAAAUGGCACAGUGGAAACCAUGGGAGCCUUUAGUUGAAGAACCUCCUACUGACCAAUGGCGAUGGCCAAUAUAAUAGUCAGCGUUAUGUCUGUAACUACUUGAGAAUCGAAAAAAACACAAUUAAAUAUUAGUAUCAUGUUACUGAAAAUUGUUUGUCUUUAAAUUAAAGAAAAUAGCUUUUGUAUAUGAUUUGUUUUGCCUCAAUAUCUAUUUACAUUUAGCAGGAUGUAAAGGUCCAGUCUGACUUUCUUGCAAAAAUGCUUUACUAAAACUUAGUUAAGCUAUUGAGCAAUCUGAUUAUUUUCUUUCCUGGCUUGCUGAUUUAACAAUAUAUUUUAGUAGAAACAGAAACUUUCUUCUGUGUAAUUAUCCUUCUUUUCUUGUCUGAUCCACUUCUUGACAUUUUAUCAGCAUGGAAGCAAUUUUCAUGUCUGACUCUGGAUUGUGGCUACACUGAACUGGCUAAGGCAAGAAGAGGAAAGGGUGAACUGCCUUUUACACACACGCUUGAUGAUCAGCCAUGGUGAGAUAAAUACAGAUAAGACUGUGUGUCAGUUUGAUACUUUUGAUUAAAUUGGUACAUUUGUAAAGUUUUGGAAGUCACUCUGGGGGAAAAAGCAAAUAAUAAAAAACAAGUCUGCAACCAAAAUUAUAUAACUACGUUUAGUAAUUUUUGCCUCCAUUAAAGUUCCACUACCCUUCCACGUGUGAAUUUUGUUUGAUAGUGUGCUGGUAAUUUUUAAGGAUUUGAGAAUCACUGAAGAUAAUCCUAAGAGUAUACAAAUGCAUCUAUAACUCAGCUAAUGCUGUGUUGGUUGUGAACUGGCAUAUAGCCUUCAGAUAAAAGAACUUGACAUUCAUAAUUGAUAGUUUGGGCCAGACUGUUUUCCUAUUUACUUAAAUGGAAAUAGAUUAAGACCAUUUGUGAAGAAAAUAUGUCAAUGUGCUUAAUAAACCUGUAGAGUUCAACACUGAAAAGCAUAACAGUUAGAAAUCACAGGGAUCAAAGCUGAGGCUAUUUUUAUUCAUUCUUUCAGUACCAUGAUCCAAGUAAUGCUUUCAAGUUUGCACGUGGCAUAUAGCCUCUGAGGAACAGUACGUGAGCUAACAAUGCAUACACAUACAUACAGAAGAACUCACAGUGAGCAUUAAAGAUUUAGAUUAACAGACUGCCAGUACAAUCAUAUAUAAAACAGCUAGUAUCGGAGAGGCUAUUUCCUUAACUAAAAACUGUUGCAUUUAGGGACUUGGAUAAUGUUGCAGGAGAACUCUAAUUGGCAGUUCAUCGUGCAGAUACCAUGAAGUUAGGAAGCAGGAUGCACUGUGCAAUUAAAUACAUUAAAGGAUUGUUCUUACUGCUAUAUGAAUAUUGGUGAAUACUUGAAAUCUGUGCCCAAUUCCGAUCCACAGGCUUUCUAAAAUGUGAAUGUUGAAGGGAUAGGACUGGCAUACAGGAAAACUGGGGGACCAAUUAAAACUUUUCAAAUUUUGGAUAACGUAAGCAAAGACUACAACUAAAAUCACAAAAUGUUGGGUAGUUACGUGGAACUUAUUUCACGUUAAUUGUAUAUACCAAGGCAGUUGACCUCUUGCGGGGGAUAAUUAACAAGCCCAAAGAAAGUCAGUGAUAGAGGCAUUUUCAGCUUAGGAUAUGGCAAAGCUAGAACUCUGUACACCGUAUGCAUGUUUCAUUUUGCUAAGCCCACUUGAUUGAACUGUUCUUCCCAAAUGCACCACUCCCCACCCUUGUUUUGGAAAGGCUAUUUGUUUUAUUCCCAUUUAAAAAGAAUACAUAAACUGAGAAGUUUUAGCACUGCUAUGUUUAGAAGAGUAUUAUUACAAACGGUUGGAAUCCCUGCUAUGAAAAUUGAUUAUGUAUAAAUGCUAUUAGACUUGAAAGCUAAAGUAAGGGAUUGUCUACAUGGCUAGUUAGUACACAUAUGCACUAAUAUUUUCAGUACAAGUAUUUUCAGGUAAGGAGUAGCCAACUGCAUAUGUGAAAUAGUACAUGAAAUAUUUUAAGCAAAUUAUUAGAUUAUACUGGUAUAUUGACAUUGAUUGGGACCCUGCUUUGAGUUGAUACUCAGACAAAAAUAAGCACUCCAGAAUGUUGAGAUUCCAGGCUGUGGCUGAAAGAGAACCGUUUAUUUUGUGUUGCCCAAUGCUUUUUAUAUGCAUUUUCAACAUGAGAUGUAAAACACCUUUUCCAUACAAAAUUUCAACAACUUUUAAAUGAAAAGCAUACAAUGUAAGAGUCUAAGUCUGUAUCUUUGAGACUAAAGAAUAACUAUUCACACUUCGGGCAGGAUUUGACUUGAUUGGAAUCAAACCUGUGUACAUAUACCAUAAGUGUUUUGACCUAUAAACCUGCGGGGAAACAAAGGAAAAUAGGGCUUCAGCUACUGAGUGGUAUUUUCAGUGACAAAACUGUUCAACCGUUCCGUACUGUAACUGGAUUUGAUAUUCAAGAGUUAAUUGUAAAUAUAUAUUUUGGAUAUUCAUGAUGUAUUAAUGGUUGGCUAUGGACUCAACUUUUAGGAGUUUAAUGUCAUACAUUGUUCAUAGUGGUGGACUUUUCCUUAUGAAUUUUCACGUUUAAGUACUUUGAUUUAACCUAUGCUUUUUUUUGUUACAAGGAGCUAAUGAUAUCCAAAUACCUAAUAUACAGGCAAGAGCAAGCUUAAAGUUAUAUACAUUUAGGAUACUGGAGAAAUGGUAAGGAGAAGAUGGUUGCGGAGAGUAUACAGGCAAAGAAACUAACUAGACUUGUAGUAGUAUCAUCCCACUUUGUUUUGCUUGUAUAUUUUUAAAUAUUUGACAUAUCUUUUUAGAGUGCAUAUUCUUUGGGAUGGGGGGUGUAUUCUUACUUUUACAGCACCAAGCAUGUAUUUGGGAAAGUAUUGUAAUACACAACAAAAUAUAUAUUUUAUUAAUUUACUAAAUUUGUAGAAUUUCUAAAUAUUUCUAAAAUUAUAUUUAUACUGAAUUGAAUAGACAGAGCUGUUACAGUAGCUGACCAGUUGAUGUUUUCAGGACAAAAUUGCUAGUUUAUAUUUUGUAAAUAUCUGAAUGUUUACAUUUUGAAUAGUGAAGUUCUAAAAUAUUCAUUUUAAAAGAUUAUCGCCAAGUUAAAGUAUCUUUUGGUUAUGUUAAUAAGAGGUUUUUAAUAGACCCCCCCCCUCCAAUUUUUAAUGAGUUCCAUAGCUUAGCUGGAAUUGUUUAUUUGCAGUAUUUUUUUUUUUUUUUUUUUAUUAAAUGGUAAGGGCUAGUAUCUUCCAAGACAAAGCCACUAGAUGGCAUUCCACAUGAGGACUGCAGUUAGGUAAAAGCAAUUUUGUCAGAUGACACAUGCCAAAUGAUUAUAAGUUGAAUGAGAGUGAGCAAUGUCAGAUGAUGAAAGAGGAAUUAAAAUAAAUGGUUUUAGAUAAUGGGUACUGAGCUGAUGUGAGAUGAAGAUAUGCAAAUUAGUAUGAAUUUUCAUAUUGCAUUUAGUAGUUUUCCCAUACACAUAAGAAAACAACACUUUGCUCUUAUCAUGUCUCCAAAGUGCAGUAGCAACUGAAACACAAGGAAAAAAUCUUGCACCAACUCUGCUGAAAACAAGGAAAGGGAUGUAGUAGUUAAGUAAAAGUAUGUGUUGUAGUCUUCAAAACUAUCUUUUAGUCCUUUCUCCCUUCUUCACGUACACAAGGUGUGUCUGCAGUGUUUUUGACUUUAGUUAACUGGCAAAUUACCUCACGGUUGCUAACACAUAUUGUAAAGUUAGCUGUGUUAGUCCUAGGACAUGACACAAGGCGGUGAGGUAAUAUCAGCUAUUGGACCAAUUUCUGUUGGUGGAAGAGACAAGCUUUUGAACUUCAUAGAGCUUCUGAAGGAGCUUAAAAGCAUGUCUUCCACCAACAGAAGCUGGUCCAAUAAAAAAUUACCUCACCCACAUUUGUAAAGGUUAGUCUGUUCACUCCCUAAUUGUUCCAGGCUACAAUUUCUAGUUUUUGAUAAAAAUUGUAUACUUCUAAAAUUUUGGAAAUCACUCUGGAACUAACAAUUGGGGGAGUGUCUAGACUAGCCUGUACAAAUAUGUUAACUACCUCGAGUUAGCUGGGAAUAAAUUAAUUAGUGGGGUUUUUUUUAACACUUUAGUGAAGACAAUCCUACAAUUCGCUAAUACAGGUUUUCCUGCUUUCUAAACUGUUACUAAAAGUUGAGAAACAGUUAUGGCUUGUUCCUAUAUUAAACCCUGAUAAUGAAAAUAAUUGCAAGUGGGUUUAAUUAUCUCGGGCUGUAGCUACACUAUGGAGAUUGUGCUAGCUGUACUGUUGACAUUAAUUCCUUCCAUCAGCGCAUGUUUUCUGUUGGUGUAGGAAUGCCACCUCCCUGAAUGAAGUUAGAUAUGUCCACAGAAGCAUUUUUCCAUUGACAAUGCUCAAUGUAGAUGCAGCUAGGUUGGCAUAGUUAUGUUGGCUGGGUGUGGGUUCCCCCCAUCCCCCACCUUUACUGAUGUGGUUAUGGUGGUAGACCAAGCCUCAGAAAACAGCAAGUAAAUCAUAUGUGCUCUGCAUGAUAAGAUUGAAAAUUUAACUGAUUUUAUGUUGUGGAUUCAACAUUAAAUACCAGUUGCUAGUAGUAAAGUGGGAACAAGUAAUGAAUUAGAGCUCUAAGACGAAUUGGUGUGUGCUAUUUUUUUAAAAUAGUGUCCAUUUUCAUUUCACUCUUUAUGCUAGCCAGCAAAAAAUGCAUCCUUGCAGAACAGGGAAGUGUAGCAAUUUUUUUUACUUUACACACUAACUCAGUAAGAUAAAUGUAUAUAUUUGGUAUUUAAAUCCAAAUCACGGCAGUAACCAGCAAAGUACACAUACAUUUUACGGAGAAGAGUUAAUUUGUCAGAUGUAAUAUUGUACAUCUAUAAAUUAAAAGUAAUUCAUUCUAAGACAAAUGUGCUAGCAGAGCAUAUUUUAAAGAGUGCCAAAAUAAUUAAUCUGUUACCACUUGAUUUCCAGCAUGAUUAAUGGGACAAUAUAUGAUAAAAGAAAACAUGUUAUAAUUAUCUGAUGUACAGUAUGGCAACUCAGAGCAAAUUUUAAAGUUAAGAAACCUCACCUUUUUAAAACACUUUGAAUUUACAUAUUGACUUUCAUUAGAAAAUCUCAGUUUUGUGUAGGAUGGGACUUAAUGCAAGAGUUCAGAGCUUAUUAGACCACACACUGUACAUAUUGCCAUGUAAUGGCAAGUGUGAGUGAGGUCUCCAUUGCUAAUACCUCAUCUGUUGGGAGUAGCUAUGCUCUGCAUGGGACCUAGUUGUUGUUGGUGACUGCAGGAACUCUCCAAGGUUUGUGCAUUUAAAAAAAAAAAAAAAAA
Messenger RNA from Trachemys scripta elegans, 5751 nucleotides. RefSeq names its product NADH:ubiquinone oxidoreductase subunit A5 (gene NDUFA5). Gene Ontology annotation, biological process: respiratory electron transport chain. The record is from RefSeq and is a predicted model, not a curated record. The transcript is spliced from 5 exons. The coding region runs from base 119 to 469 and encodes 116 amino acids. NCBI's taxonomy places the organism in Eukaryota, Metazoa, Chordata, Testudines, Emydidae.